Messenger RNA from Puccinia graminis f. sp. tritici CRL 75-36-700-3, 792 nucleotides. RefSeq lists its product as uncharacterized. The record is from RefSeq and is a predicted model, not a curated record. The coding region runs from base 1 to 792 and encodes 263 amino acids. The transcript has 2 exons. Lineage: Eukaryota; Fungi; Basidiomycota; Pucciniomycetes; Pucciniales; Pucciniaceae.
AUGAUAACCCUUUGUCGCUACGAAUGUAAAGCCUGUCAUCAGCACUUCGGGCAAGACACGUCAAUAUACGAGCGCCACCUCCUCGAAUCCGGAUCGCAUCACUACUGCAAGCCAUGUCAAAGGGAGUUUGGAUCAGCAAAGGCCUUGCAAGCUCAUCUUGAUCAAUCCCAAAAACACAUGUGCUGCAGAUGGUGCCAAUCCGAUGUUGAUAACAUCCGCUCCCACAACCAGAAAUAUCAUACGCAAUGCCCCAGAUGUAAGGUGUGGUGCGCGAACAUGGAGGGGCUCAAGGAACAUUGUCUCCAAACUCACUCCGAUGUCUACUGUGCCCCUUGUCAAACGCUGUUCACCCAAACCAAUAACUUGAUCAUGCAUCUCCGAUCAUCGCUUCAUCAACCGAAAAGCGUCCGAUGUCCGCACGCAUCGUGCGGGAAGGACUUUGUGAGCACCUCGGCGCUUAUCGGCCACUUCGAAGCGGGCACCUGUCCAUCGGGCGUCGAGCUGGAAGACGUCGACGAAUACUUCGGCCAUCAUUGCGACCCACAACAAUGGUUCGUGCGGAAGGAGUUGAUCUUCCCUCAACGCGUCUGGGAGAUCCCCUCCGAUCAUCCCAAACAUAAGAACUGCGGCCGUAAACCCUACAUCUGUCCCUCCGAACACUGCGCUCAUGCCACGUUCCACUCCCUCAGUAGCUUGUUGCUUCAUCGUGAGACCAGGACUUGCGAGAUGGGCUACAGACACGAACUCCCCAAACUCCUUCAACAUUUGUUCAACAUCGUCGUACAGCUCUAG